Molecule: messenger RNA, 4375 nt
Organism: Xiphophorus maculatus (southern platyfish)
Lineage: Eukaryota; Metazoa; Chordata; Actinopteri; Cyprinodontiformes; Poeciliidae
Product: NACHT, LRR and PYD domains-containing protein 12-like
Exons: 16
Coding region: 78-4322 (1414 amino acids)
Molecular function (GO): protein binding
Source: RefSeq, a predicted model, not a curated record
GCAAAGGUCAGAGGAUCCAUCAGAGACUCAAACCAGAACCAGAACCAGAACCCAGCUGUGUGUCCUUUAAGAGUGACAUGUCAAAGGGUGCAAUCAUUUUCUUUAAAUCUCCUGGAUCUCCACCAUCAGAGAGAAUCCAUCAGAUUUUCACACAAGAAGAAUCAGAACCCAGCUGUGUGUCGUUUAAGAGCGACGGUUCAAUGGAUCAUCCCAUUGACUUUAAAUCUCCUGGACCUCCAUCAUCAGAGAGAGUGGACCAGCAGAGCUCAGAGGUUCCCAGUUGUCUGUCUGCCCAGCAGCAUAAAACACAGCUGGACUUCAUAUUUAUGAUGCUGGAGGACAAUAUUGUCGCUUUUCUGAAGAACGAGCUGAAGAAGAUCCAUAAGAUUCUGAGUCCAAAUGACCCAGAAUGCACAGAGAGUCAGAGAGAUGAUGAUGAGGUGUUGGAAGGUGAGGAUGAAGAGCAGAGGAGAAGCAGCAGAGAGGCAGUGAUGAAGAUCACACUGAACUUCCUGCGGAGGAUGAAGCAGGAGGAGCUGGCUGACCGUCUGGAGAGCAAACGUCUUGCUGCAGUUUGUGAACAUCAACUUAAAUCUGGUCUGAAGAAGAAGUUCCAGUCUGUGUUUGAGGGGAUUGCUAAACCAGGAAGUCCAACCCUUCUGAACCAGAUCUACACAGAGCUCUACAUCACAGAGGGAGGGACUGGAGAGGUCAAUGAUGAACAUGAGGUCAGACAGAUUGAAACAGCAUCCAGGAAACCACACAGACCAGAAACAACAAUCAGACAAGAAGACAUCUUUAAAGUCCAACCUAGAAGAGAUCAACCAAUCAGAACAGUGAUGACAAAUGGAGUGGCUGGCAUUGGGAAAACAGUCUUAACACAGAAGUUCACUCUGGACUGGGCUGAAGACAAAGCCCACCAGAACAUCCAGUUCAUAUUUCCAUUCACCUUCAGAGAGCUGAAUGUGCUGAAGGAGAAAAAGUUCAGUUUGGUGGAACUUGUUCAUCAUUUGUUUAGUGAAACCAAAGAAAUCUGCAGCUUUGAACACUUCCAGGUUCUGUUCAUCUUUGAUGGUCUGGAUGAGAGUCGACUUCCUCUGGACUUCCACAACAAGGAGAUCCUGACUGAUGCUACAGAGUCCACCUCAGUGGACGUUCUGCUGACAAACCUCAUCAGGGGGAAACUGCUUCCCUCUGCUCUCCUCUGGAUAACCACACGACCUGCAGCAGCCAAUCAGAUCCCUCCUCAGUGUGUUGGUAUGGUAACAGAGGUCAGAGGGUUCAAUGACCCACAGAAGGAGGAGUACUUCAGGAAGAGAUUCAGAGAUAAGGAGCAGGCCAGCAGGAUCAUCUCCCACAUGAAGACAUCACGAAGCCUCCACAUCAUGUGCCACAUCCCAGUCUUCUGCUGGAUCACUGCUACAGUUCUGGAGGAUGUGUUGGAGACCAGAGAGGGAGGAGAGCUGCCCAGAACCCUGACUGAGAUGUACAUCCACUUCCUGGUGGUUCAGACCAAAGUGAAGAAGGUCAAGUAUGAUGGAGGAGCUGAAACAGAUCCACACUGGAGUCCAGAGAGCAGGAAGAUGAUCAAGUCUCUGGGAAAACUGGCUUUUGAUCAGCUGCAGAAAGGAAACCUGAUCUUCUAUGAAUCAGACCUGACAGAGUGUGGCAUCGAUAUCAGAGCAGCCUCAGUGUACUCAGGAGUGUUCACACAGAUCUUUAAAGAGGAGAGAGGUCUGUACCAGGACAAGGUGUUCUGCUUCAUCCAUCUGAGUGUUCAGGAGUUUCUGGCUGCUCUUCAUGUUCAUCGGACCUUUAUCAACUCUGGGGUCAUCUUGAUGGGAGAAAAACAAACACCUAAGAAAUCUUCAUUAUUUAAUAAACUUAAACUAAAAUGUCUCCAUCAGAGAGCUGUUGACCAGGCCUUACAGAGUCCAAAUGGACACCUGGACUUGUUCCUCCGCUUCCUCCUGGGACUUUCACUGCAGACCAAUCAGAGACUCCUACAAGGUCUGCUGACACAGACAGGAAGUAGCUCACAGACCAAUCAGAAAACAGUUCAGCUCAUCAAGGAGAAGAUCAAUGAGAGUUUGUCUGCAGAGAAAAGCAUCAAUCUGUUCCACUGUCUGAAUGAACUGAAUGAUCGUUCUCUAGUGGAGGAGAUCCAACAGUCUCUGAGUUCAGGAAGUCUCUCCACAGAUAAACUGUCUCCUGCUCAGUGGUCAGCUCUGGUUUUCAUCUUAGUGUCAUCAGGAAAAGAUCUGGAUGUGUUUGACCUGAAGAAAUACUCUGCUUCAGAGGAGGUUCUUCUGAGGCUGCUGCCAGUGGUUAAAGCCUCCAACAAAGCUCUACUGAGUGGCUGUAACCUCUCAGAGAGAAGCUGUGAAGCUCUGUCCUCAGUUCUCAGCUCCCAGUCCUCCAGUCUCAGAGAACUGGACCUGAGUAACAACAACCUGCAGGAUUCAGGAGUGAAGCUUCUCUCUGCUGGACUGGAGAGUCCAAACUGCAACCUGGAAACUCUCAGACUGAGUGGCUGUAACCUCUCAGAGAGAAGCUGUGAAGCUCUGUCCUCAGUUCUCAGCUCCCAGUCCUCCAGUCUCAGAGAACUGGACCUGAGUAACAACAACCUGCAGGAUUCAGGAGUGAAGCUUCUCUCUGCUGGACUGAAGAGUCCAAACUGCAACCUGGAAACUCUCAGCUUAUCAGGCUGUUUGGUCUCAGAGGAAGGCUGUGCUUCUCUGGCCUCAGCUCUGACCUCCAACCCCUCCCAUCUGAAAGAGUUGGACCUGAGCUACAAUCAUCCAGGAGACUCAGGAGUGAAGCUGCUGUCGGCUGGACUGAAGGAUCCACACUGGAGACUGGAAGCUCUCAGACUGAGUGGCUGUAACCUCUCAGAGAGAAGCUGUGAAGCUCUGUCCUCAGUUCUCAGCUCCCAGUCCUCCAGUCUCAGAGAACUGGACCUGAGUAACAACAACCUGCAGGAUUCAGGAGUGAAGCUUCUCUCUGCUGGACUGAAGAGUCCAAACUGCAACCUGGAAACUCUCAGACUGAGUGGCUGUAACCUCUCAGAGAGAAGCUGUGAAGCUCUGUCCUCAGUUCUCAGCUCCCAGUCCUCCAGUCUCAGAGAACUGGACCUGAGUAACAACAACCUGCAGGAUUCAGGAGUGAAGCUUCUCUCUGCUGGACUGAAGAGUCCAAACUGCAACCUGGAAACUCUCAGCUUAUCAGGCUGUUUGGUCUCAGAGGAAGGCUGUGCUUCUCUGGCCUCAGCUCUGACCUCCAACCCCUCCCAUCUGAAAGAGUUGGACCUGAGCUACAAUCAUCCAGGAGACUCAGGAGUGAAGCUGCUGUCGGCUGGACUGAAGGAUCCACACUGGAGACUGGAAGCUCUCAGACUGAGUGGCUGUAACCUCUCAGAGAGAAGCUGUGAAGCUCUGUCCUCAGUUCUCAGCUCCCAGUCCUCCAGUCUCAGAGAACUGGACCUGAGUAACAACAACCUGCAGGAUUCAGGAGUGAAGCUUCUCUCUGCUGGACUGAAGAGUCCAAACUGCAACCUGGAAUCUCUCAGCUUAUCAGGCUGUUUGGUCUCAGAGGAAGGCUGUGCUUCUCUGGCCUCAGCUCUGACCUCCAACCCCUCCCAUCUGAAAGAGUUGGACCUGAGCUACAAUCAUCCAGGAGACUCAGGAGUGAAGCUGCUGUCGGCUGGACUGAAGGAUCCACACUGGAGACUGGAAGCUCUCAGGGUGGAGCCUGCUGGAGGCCCAUUCUUGACACCAGGUCUAUGGAGACUGAGGAAGUAUUCCUGUCAACUCACCAUCGACACAAACACAGUGAACAGAGAACUCAAACUGUCUGAAGACAACAGGAAGGUGACACGUGUGAAGGAGCUUCAGUCAUAUCCUGAUCAUCCAGAAAGAUUUGAUUUACCUCAGCUGCUGUGUAGAACUGGUCUGACUGGUCGCUGUUACUGGGAGGUUGAGUGUAGAGGAGGAGUUAAUAUAUCAGUGAGUUACAGAAGAAUCAGGAGGAAAGGAUACAGUACAGACUGUUGGUUUGGAUAUAAUAAUCAUUCCUGGAGUCUGAGCUGCUAUGAUGAUGGUUACUCUGUCUUGCACAAUAACAUAGGAACUCGUCUCUCCUCCUCCUCUGUCUCUAACAGAGUAGCAGUGUAUGUGGACUUUCCUGCUGGCAUUCUGUCCUUCUACAGAGUUUCCUCUGACUCACUGAUCCUCCUCCACACCUUCAACACCACAUUCACUGAACCUCUGAUUCCUGGAUUUACAGUCUGGCCCAUUUCUGGUUCCUCAGUGUUUCUGUGCUGAGUUGAGUCUAAAGAGUCUAAAGAUUUUCCUCCUGUCAGAGAAACUCUCUCACU